Siniperca chuatsi (mandarin fish) is the source of this 1917-nucleotide messenger RNA. RefSeq names its product Elongation factor 1-alpha-like (gene eef1a1l3). NCBI's taxonomy places the organism in Eukaryota, Metazoa, Chordata, Actinopteri, Centrarchiformes, Sinipercidae. The transcript has 7 exons. The record is from RefSeq and is a predicted model, not a curated record. Gene Ontology annotation, biological process: translation; translational elongation. Gene Ontology annotation, molecular function: GTP binding; GTPase activity; translation elongation factor activity. The coding region runs from base 327 to 1700 and encodes 457 amino acids.
CUUUAAGCCCCUCACUGCCUCACAAAAAUAACAUUUGUGAGGAAUUCUUUUAGCUUUUGAGCAUAUAAUUUUCUUGGUGUCCAAGCUACUUUACUAUUUAACAGUGUCAAAUAUUCAGCAAAGUUCAGCACUUAUCAAACAUGCAUCAGCCACUAAUUAAGCAGCACACCUGUGUUCAAUUAUGUGUCCUGUGUGGAGCUUAUAAAAUCACUCCAUAGAGGCUGGUCAGAUCCAUAUAAUAGAAGAAUUUAGAAGAGUGAAUGUGGUAAUUUCUUCUGUAGAAGCCUACAGUUAAGUGUUUGGUUUAGCAAACCCACCGUUCAACCAUGGCGAAAGAGAAGACUCAUGUUAAUGUGGUCAUUAUUGGUCAUGUUGACAGCGGCAAGUCAACCACCACCGGCCACCUUGUCUACAAAUGUGGUGGCGUCGAUCAGAGAAGACUGGAGAAGUUUGAGAAAGCUGCAGCACAGAUGGGGAAGAGUUCCUUCAAAUUUGCUUGGGUGCUGGACAAGCUGAAAGCAGAGCGGGAGAGAGGAAUCACCAUUGAUAUCUCACUGCUGAAAUUUAACACUCAAAAAUACACCAUGACUAUAAUUGAUGCUCCUGGCCACCGUGACUUCAUUAAAAACAUGAUAACAGGGACUUCACAGGCUGAUGUUGCCCUCCUGGUGGUCUCUGCAGCUAAAGGAGAGUAUGAGGCUGGUAUAUCAAGAAGUGGUCAGACCAGAGAGCACGCCUUACUGGCUUACACUCUGGGUGUCAAGCAGAUCAUAGUCUGUGUGAACAAGAUGGAUCUGACUGAACCACCUUACAGCCAGAAACGCUUUGACGAGAUGGUGCGAGGCGUCAGCGGCUUCCUCAAGAAGAUUGGCUACGACUCCACGGCUGUGCCUUUUGUUCCAAUUUCAGGCUGGACUGGGGAGAACAUGAUCACUGCAACUCAGAAGAUGCCCUGGUUCCAAGGCUGGAAAGCCAGACGAAGGGAAGGGAAUACAAGCGGGAGAACUCUACUAGAAGUCCUGGACUCCAUUCACCCGCCAGUGCGCACCAUCAACAAGCCCCUACGAUUACCUCUGCAGGACGUCUACAAAAUUGGAGGAAUUGGGACUGUGCCAGUGGGUAAGAUUGAAACUGGCAUUCUCAAACCUGGCAUGACUCUGAUGUUCUCCCCUGCCAAGCUCACUGCUGAGGUAAAGUCCAUUGAGAUGCAUCACCAAGGGCUGCAGACGGCUCUGCCAGGACACAAUGUUGGCUUCAACAUUAAGAAUGUGGCUGUCAAGAAUCUGCGGCGUGGAGAUGUGGCUGGCAACGCCCAGCAGGAUCCUCCAUCAGACGUCAGCAGCUUUGAAGCUCAGGUGAUCAUCCUGAACCAUCCAGGGAAGGUCAAAGCGGGCUACUCUCCCGUCCUGGACUGCCACACCGCCCAUGUGACCUGCCGCUUUGCUGAGCUGAAGGAGAAGGUUGACCGCCGCACAGGCAAGAAACUGGAGGACCAGCCGCAGAUACUGAUGUCUGGAGAUGCUGCUACAGUCAAACUGGUUCCCAUCAAGCCCAUGUGUGUGGAGAGCUUCUUCACAUACCCUCCUUUAGGUCGCUUUGCAGCAAGAGACCUGAAGCAGACAGUUGCUGUAGGUGUCAUCAAGUCUGUGGAGAAGGACCAUGGGUCAAAACCUCCACACAAAGCCCAAGUGUGUAAAUAAGCAAAUUUUUGUUUACCGGUAUUCUGGUAUGGCUGCUUUUGUGAAUUUUUUUAUUUUAUUUAGUAAGCUGCAAUUUGUGUUGUGACACAAAGUAUUUAUGUUGCCUUAAAAGUUAGCAUUCCUGUGUUGAAUAUAUUAAAUCCAAAAGAAGUUGUAGAAUUGGAUGGUGAAGUUUGGUUAAUGUGAACUGUUGAGAUAAUAAAAUUAUUUGGAAGAA